This is a messenger RNA of Rhineura floridana, 4377 nucleotides long. RefSeq names its product C1q and TNF related 6 (gene C1QTNF6). The transcript is spliced from 4 exons. Gene Ontology annotation, molecular function: protein binding. NCBI's taxonomy places the organism in Eukaryota, Metazoa, Chordata, Lepidosauria, Squamata, Rhineuridae. Bases 653 to 1444 code for a protein of 263 amino acids. The record is from RefSeq and is a predicted model, not a curated record.
GUGGCGAGAUAUCCCCGGGGGAGGGAACCGGGCGGGCAGAGGAAGCUGGCCAGGGCCGCCUCCAGCUCACGGCCCUUCUGUCCAUUCGCAAGCCUGUUCGCAUCACCUUUGUGUGCGUAUGUGGAACUUUCCAAACUCUGGCCAAGGCGCCGCUAAUCAGAUGCACAUGCCUUGUUCCCUUUCCAGGCCAGGCCCUCCGCUUCUUCUGCAAAGCUUGCAUAUUUCUGCUUCCAAAGCCACGCUGCAACCUUCCAAAGGAGGGGAGGGGAAUACGCAUCCUUUUGGAUGUAUUUGGGUUUUUUGCAUUGAAAUGCAAGGGUGCAGUUUCACCCGAGGGUAGAAGGCAUCUCCUGUUUGAUAAUCCUCAGAAACUGCAGCGAGGGGAAGGAGAAUUUGGAUUGAGGUGGGUAAAGGGGUUACCCUUUCUAACCCCUCCCCAUGUUGUUUCCCAAUCUUAACCUCCCAAAGCUGUUAAGCACUCCAUCUUUAAAGCACAUUUGAAGCACGGUUUUUCCCCUCAAAGAAUUCUAUGGCACUAUGGUGAGACCACCUUGACUGUAAGACCUGCAAGACCCUCUCCCUGCUUGCUGGCCUCUUUCCACCUGGCCUGGAAGGGUGGGGCCUUGACUGACUGCAGCUAUAAAAGGUCACUAUGGAAACCAUCCAGAUGCAAGUGCCUUUGGCCUUCCUUGUACUUCCAUUCUUUGUGUUUGGGGCUCCCACUGAUGAGUCUGGCCCCCAAGAAGUCACGAUCACUUCGAACGGCUGCAAGCGUUGCUGUGAUUCACUGGACGCACUUGGCUCCCCUGAGGCCCGGCCUGGCACAAACAAUCCCUCGUCCUUGCCGUAUAUAAUGCCAGAGGUGCGUCCAUAUAUCAACAUUACCAUUCUGAAGGGAGAAAAAGGAGAUCAAGGAGAACCUGGAAUUCCUGGGAAAUGGGGAAAAGAGGGACCCCCAGGUGCGCAGGGAGCCCAGGGCCCAAAGGGCAGCAAGGGACAGAUGGGCGCCCCAGGAGAUCCUUGCAAGCACCAAUAUGCAGCCUUCUCGGUGGGCCGGAAGAAGGCACUCCACAGCAGCGAGGGCUACCAGGCCUUGAUAUUCGACACUGUCUUUGUGAACCUCUACAGCCACUUUGACAUGUUUAAGGGCAAGUUCUACUGCUAUGUGGCUGGCCUCUACUUCUUCAGCCUCAAUGUCCACACCUGGAAUUUCAAGGAGACCUACAUGCACGUCAUGCGGAAUGACCAGGAGGAGGUCAUCCUCUAUGCCCAGCCCAGCGACCGCAGCAUCAUGCAGAGCCAGAGCCUGAUGCUGGAGCUGCGAGAGAACGAUGAGGUCUGGGUGCGCCUCUACAAGCGAGAGCGGAACAAUGCCAUCUACAGCGAUGACGUGGACAUCUACAUCACCUUCAGCGGCUACCUGAUCAAGCCCAGCCUUGAGUAGCUGCUUUCCUCCUGAGCACCUCUGCUGCCUCCUCAGCAUAUUGUUCACUGCCUGCAAACUGCUGCAAAUCAUGUACAGAAGGACUGAAAGGAUCUGAAGAGUGGGGCCACUGAAGAAGGUAUUUGUAUUAGAGAAUUAAGACAGAAGAAAGCAGUCUCUUGGGAUCAAAAGGUAUCAUUUGUUCAAGGAAAACAUUGUGCUGACUGAUUCAUAAGCCCGCUUGCUUUCAGGUGAGGCCAUGAGAUUGGAGCUGGGAUUCCUAGGUUGCUUGAAACCUUUGCAUCUGUUACCUCAGACAUUGCCCUCGUGCAGAUGUUGACGCAUGGACUUGCAAGUGAUGCUUCCUAACCAGUAGGUUGAAAGUGCUGUUGUUUACAUGGGGGAAACUAUUGAUUUGUGAUGUCUCAAGUGAGUUAUGUCUUCAUAUAGAUUCCAUGGUAAACACAGCAGAAACAAAAGCCAUGCAGGGCUGGUGGGCUGCAGACAGCUCAGUGAGUCACAAGUUGUGCAAGUCUGAUGUAGAUAGGUCUACAAUUCAUGGUUAAAUUAGCCAUUCCAGUAUAUAGGAUUAGGUACCUUCAUUACCUAGUAGCAAGCUAAACCGGUGUUAGCCUUUUUGUAUUAUGAUUUAAAUCAGACAUAUCGCAGAAAUCAGAAGGCUAGAAUGUACCUAAGGAUCUUCCACGGUAAUGCCUGAACAGGUUUUACAGCUCUGUUGCAAUUGGUUAGGCUGAAAUUUAGAACUCUUUGGUAGGCUGUUUGAGCAAAGGCCAAAUUCCAGCCCACAAAUUGUGCAUAAAAUCAAUAGGGAUUCAUCUUACAACACUGUGAGCUGGAUUGUGGAAUGUGAUUUUUAGAACUUGUUAGCUGAAUAGUCACUGUUUAAAAUACAUGUGCAAAAGAUACAGGAAACUAUAAGCAAAAGAACUACUUUUGUACCAGCCUCUGUUUACCACAGGCAUCAAGGGCCAUUUGCAAAUAUGGAGACAAUGAACUAUCCUAGACUGGCCUAUCUUUGACGAGACCCUAACACUAGAAGAAAUAGGUCAGCUCGGGCAUGGAUAAAUAUCAAAGGAAGGCUUCUAGAGAGAUUAUUUUCUUUCUGAUUUUCACAAGUGAUACCUACAACUAUAUAUUGCAGUGCAGAGUACUUUUGUUCAGGAUUUGAACCAGCCAGCCAUGCCCUCUUUGAGAAUACUCCAUUCCAUUUCCCCUCUCCCCUACCUUCCUGUUCCCCCUGCCCCCCUUCAAAUGGUCAGUUAGAUUUCUGUGCCUACUGGGCAUGCUCAGUCCUCAUUUGGGCUUUUUUGUGUGUCUCUCCCCCCACUUCAGGAUUUUUUUAAAAAAGAUUUAUUAUAUAAACCUGUGCCCCUACCCCAACUGCUGAUAACUCUUUUUUUUGUGUUGAAGGUGCUGUUUUCACUACAUAAGGAUCCCCACUGAGACGGUGAACUUUAUAUUAGCAUGCAGCAUAUUAAUUGUGGGAUAAAAAAAGUGAAAUCAAAUGGCAGGCAGGGACAACAUCGACUGUCUCCUGAUCAUCCAGGCAUUUCAUCCAGAAGUCAAAGAUAAAGCAGGGACAUGGUAGCAGCCUGUCCAUCAUAGUGGCAGGGCCACAGCUCUGCUACAGGUAGAACUCAUACUUUGCAUGUAGAAAGUCCCAGGUUCAGUUUUCAGCAUUUCCACCUAAAAGGAUCACAAAUAGCAGAGCUGGAAAGGCCCCUGACUGAAUCCUUGGAGAGCUGCUGCUAGUCAGAGUACACAGUACUGGACUAGAUGGGCUAAUAGUCUGACUCAGGAUAAGGCAUCUUCAUAUGUUUUUCAUCAGAACAAGGAGUAGCAGGUGAUUUCUCUAUUCAUCUUGUGCAAUACCAUGUGUUAGCCUUGCAGAUAUAGUAGGCAGUGAUUACCCAGGGUUCCCUGUCCUAUCCACAUGACACACACACACAGCAAGUCACGGUCGUCUCGGAGGAUACAAAGGCAUGACCCUCCCCACAGAACCAAUGGCAAGCCGCACUCUCUCUCAACCAAAACCCUCCAUGUGGGGAUGAUAUUGCUGAUCAGCCCUUCAGGAUUGGUGUUAGGAUUGCAGAAAUUACUUUAUGUAAAGCACAGAAUAUUCCAAGGUACUAUAAGGAUGCUAAGAAUUGGUCUAUUGCCACACAGUGUUUUAGAAGUAACUUUUAUGCAUGCGUGGUGAUUAAAAACACAUCCUGCCAAGUACACUCUCUGCCCCUCUCACUCCCAUGUAGCCAAGUGUAUUAAGACAACAGAUUGAAAAAUAGAACUCCCUGAAGUAGCUCAAGAGUGUCCAGAAAAAAAGGCAGUGGGGGGCAUGCAUUUAUGUUUUGACCCCCACCUGCAGGAGCCCUGCAGAGCAGGAUUAUGAAAAAGAGAGGCAGGAAAGAGGAUCAUGCUUCCUUAGGGAAGUCUGAGACUGAUUGAACAAGAAACGAAAUUCCUCCUCUCUGCAAGACAUAAACUGGGAAACCAGCUGUUAUAUAUUUGCAACGCGUGGCGUCCCUGUGUCUCUCUAGGGAACAGCAGGAAUUUCUAGCACUGAAUAGCUUCCAGACCUGAGCUCUACAUUCUUCGAUCCUUUGCCUCUGUUCCAAUGUCAGCAGAGCUCUCAAGCGUUUCUACGAAGAAGCUGCAUUUUUAAAGUCAAGUAGACUUAAGUAUGUGUGUAGAGAGUGUUGACUGGGUUGGCUGCUUGCUUUUUGGUGCUAAACAAGGCUUCUGGUCCUUGGUGUUAAAAGGAGCCCCUUUGGUGCUAAACCACGAUACUGGAGAAUAAUUGGUGCUUACUUGGAGAUAUGUUGAGGAAAUAUGGACACAGUGGACUGUAGGAUUUAUGGUGCUUUAUAGAAAACCCAAACCACCCAACCAGAUGUCUUGUGUAUAUAUAUAUUUUCCUAAAUAUUAAAACUUCU